Messenger RNA from Daldinia loculata, 1555 nucleotides. RefSeq lists its product as uncharacterized. Lineage: Eukaryota; Fungi; Ascomycota; Sordariomycetes; Xylariales; Hypoxylaceae. The record is from RefSeq and is a predicted model, not a curated record. The transcript has a single exon. Bases 734 to 1348 code for a protein of 204 amino acids.
AAGUCGGAUCCCAAACUAACUUCACAUAGACUUCACUUAGACUUCACAUACUAUAUCAAACAUUACAUCUACUUUAUUAAGUCACAUUCGCUAUCCCAACAUACGAGAUCCCAGGGUUAAAAACUUCUCACCAUAGAAAAUGUCUUGUCGCAUGCCAGAGUGUCAUCGUAUCCGGCUGAACGGCUCAGUAAUGAAGCUCGACCACGACAAGGACACUAGUCCUGGCGCCACAUUUUACUACUGCUCCAUCCACCACGUCUAUCAUUGCGUCGCAGUGAGGGCCCAUCGGCGUCUUCCGCAGCCACUCUGCGGGGAGUGCGCCUGGCUCUUCUUCAAGUUCCCUAAAGAAGCCGCCAAGCAUCCCGAGUCUGACAUUACCGCCACCGUCGGACCUGGUGACAUACCAGCCAUCGCAACCGCGACUACUUUCUGUCGUAGAGAUGUCUACGACCGCCUGUUUGACUUUCAGAACAGCACUACGAUCAAUACUGGUUCUGUUGCAAUGCCUUUAGAUAGAAACAAGCGUCCACUAUUAACCAUAGAGGAGAUACUCGACAAUCUCAACGAACGCGCCCGUAACUACCACAACACGUCACAGUCCAAUAACUGGAAGCACGUUCGUCAGGCUACCGAUAUAACAAGAAAUCCCAUAAAGGCUUCAAGUCGUAUCAAAUAGUAUUCCGGGUCCGACGAGUAUGACGCCUAUAUAACAGACGCGGACGGCGAUGUCAUCAUGCAGGAUGUCACAUCACCGUCAGAGCAGCAGCACAACCACCUUUCCACGAUCCCUGCUGGCAGAAUUGUACACUUACCUAUCCGACGACGUUGCGACGGAAGCCGGAGUGACUUCCUACAGUUUAUACCGUACGACAACCCGGCUGUUUUCGAUGUGCAGCCGGCACAAUGGCACCAUGUCCGUCGAGGAGUCUUCCUGUUCCGAUAUACGGACUACAGAGGAUGGCCUGCCGUGCAGCCGGCGGCGGAUGAGCGCCGCAUCAAAGCGUAUUUCAAGCCCCUUGAUGCCAUCGAAGGAGCCGGGGGAUGCGACAGGGUACUAAUCGAGGCACGCUGGUGGUGUUGCUGGGCCCAGGGCAUCACAUCCCUGGAGCCAGAGUUACGAUGGGUUCUAACACUCAUUUUUGACCUCAUUGGAUUUCUCAUCGAGAAGCAGUGGAAUGCUACGAGAAACUCGAUAAUAAAAGGAGCCAGGGAUUCGGUCCUUAAGCAGCUGUUUUGGGAAGGCCGGUCCUAUCUCCACAGCUUAAUGGCUAUCGUCAAAGACAUGAAGGAAGGGUUUGGCAUCGAAAACUUAACGGUCCCCCAGUUGCCCGGUAUUAUGGAGACUUGAUUAAAUUGCGGUGAUAUGCUAUUCGUCUUUCUGACUUGUUAUAGCGCUACAUGUCCUAUUUUUCUCCGGGUAGAAAUUAUCAUGAAUUAGAGAAACAAGCGAACAAGCUGUUGAACACUACUAUAAUGCUGUUCAUGCUGUCCGGUUAAUAAUCAAGUUAAACAAUGCGUGGUAACCUUCGUGAUUUGUUGUCGAGGGCAAGAGAAG